UUCACACGUCAGAAACCGGAACUCGUUGUUCUGCCACAUCGUUCGGAGUUCGAGAGUGUCCGAUUCCUUUUUCCGGUCGCCAUCGUCUUUAUAGGCAAAAUGGUGCGUAUAGACGUUCUGGCGGACGCCCUCAAGUCCAUCAACAAUGCUGAAAAGCGAGGCAAGAGACAAGUUUUGCUCAGGCCGUGCUCUAAAGUAAUCGUCAAGUUCUUGACAGUGAUGAUGAAGCAUGGUUAUAUAGGGGAAUUCGAAAUCGUGGACGACCAUCGAGCCGGCAAGAUCGUAGUCUUCCUCAACGGUCGACUCAACAAGUGCGGUGUGAUCAGUCCACGCUUUGACGUGCAGUUGAAAGACACUGAAAUGUGGAUGCGCAACCUUCUACCAUCUAGGCAGUUUGGGUACAUUGUGCUGACCACUUCUGGAGGCAUCAUGGACCACGAAGAGGCCAGGAGGCGGCACCUGGGUGGGAAGAUUCUGGGAUACUUCUUUUGAAGAAUAUAAAAAGACUUGCUUCA
Molecule: messenger RNA, 515 nt
Organism: Ornithodoros turicata
Lineage: Eukaryota; Metazoa; Arthropoda; Arachnida; Ixodida; Argasidae
Product: small ribosomal subunit protein uS8
Exons: 4
Coding region: 100-492 (130 amino acids)
Biological process (GO): translation
Cellular component (GO): cytosolic small ribosomal subunit; ribosome
Molecular function (GO): structural constituent of ribosome
Source: RefSeq, a predicted model, not a curated record